Messenger RNA from Centropristis striata (black sea bass), 2033 nucleotides. Its product is annotated as leukocyte elastase inhibitor-like. The transcript is spliced from 9 exons. NCBI's taxonomy places the organism in Eukaryota, Metazoa, Chordata, Actinopteri, Perciformes, Serranidae. Bases 159 to 1316 code for a protein of 385 amino acids. The record is from RefSeq and is a predicted model, not a curated record. Gene Ontology annotation, molecular function: serine-type endopeptidase inhibitor activity. Gene Ontology annotation, biological process: negative regulation of endopeptidase activity.
UCGGGAUGAGAAUGACAAGGCUCAUUUGACAGAUGACUGGAAGGUUUUCGGGGCGUGUCAGUUUGUAAACAACAAAGCUGAUGCUUCAAACAGAGAUCUUCCUGCGACCAAAAGACUCCUGAACACUGAGGACUAUCAGAAAAGUCUCUGUCAACACAAUGGCAACACCAACCCCUCUGUCCAAGGCCAACACCACCUUCUCUCUGGCUUUGCUCAAAAAGCUGAGAGAUGGCGACAGCACUGCGAAUGUCUUCUACUCCCCUUUCAGCAUCUCCUCAGCCCUCGCUAUGGUGAUGCUGGGGGCCGGCGGCAACACACACACACAGAUGUCAGAGUGCCUGAAAACCAAGGACUGCCAGGAUGAAGUCCAUGUCAGCUUUGCCCAGCUGCUGAAGGAGCUCAACAAGGCUGACGCUCCGUAUGCCCUCAAUGUGGCCAACAGGCUGUACGGGGAGCAGUCCUACCAGUUUGUUGAGGAUUUCUUAGGGGAAACCAGGAAGCACUACAAUGCAGAGCUGGAGUCUGUGGACUUUAUGAGCAAGUUCGAGGCAGCCAGGGUCAACAUCAACAACUGGGUGGAAGAAAAGACACAAGGUAAAAUUAAGGACGUGCUGGCCGAGGGUGUGGUGGACAGCUCGACCAUGCUGGUGCUGGUCAACGCCAUCUACUUCAAAGGCCACUGGAACAAGCAGUUUAAGGAGAGUGCCACACGUGAUGGACUAUUUAAAGUCAAAAAGAAUGUCACCAAGCCUGUGAAAAUGAUGUACCAGAAAACCAAGUUCCCUCUUGGGUACAUCCGUAAACCCUGCUGCUGCCAGAUCCUUGAGAUGCCUUACAAAGGAAAGGAGCUCAGCAUGCUCAUCUUUUUACCAAACGAGAUGGAAGACAGCUCAACAGGUCUGGAGAAGCUGGAGAAGGAGCUGUCCUAUGAGAACUUUGUAGAGUGGACUCGUCCUGACAUGAUGAGGGAUAUUGAGGUCCAGGUGGGGCUACCUCGGUUCAAGAUGGAGGAGAGUUAUGAUUUGAAGAAUGUCCUGAUGAGCAUGGGCAUGGUGGACGCCUUCGACAUGGGAAUGAGUAACUUCUCUGGCAUGUCCCCUGCCAACAACCUGGUACUUUCCAAAGUCGUCCACAAGGCUUUCGUGGAGGUCAACGAGGAGGGAACUGAGGCUGCUGCUGCCACUGCUGUGACGCUGCGGAAAUGUUGUGCCAUGCUUCCAGCCACCUUCAUCGCAGACCACCCCUUCCUCUUCUUCAUCCGACACAACCCCUCCAUGAGCAUUCUCUUUGCUGGCCGAUACUGCUCCCCCGAGUGAGCGCUGCAUCGUUUAAAGCAGCUAUUCUCAACCUUGGGGUACCGACCCCAAGGUUGAGAAUAGCUGGUAUAUGGGACUAAAGGUUUUGCAGAAAGAAAAUGACAAAUCACUCUGCACCGUUUGUGCACAUUUUCAUCUGUGUUUUUGUUCUCAAGACCAGGAAAAAAAAAAACUUCUACGUUGUUGCAUUAGGGGCUCAGUGGGAUUAAAGCCUUUUUAAAAAGUUCACUGUGAAUUAAGUUUACUCAGUGAUUCUGUGAUAUAUGUCCUGCACCUUUACAUUCCAUUUAUAAUCUCAUCCAUCCAUCACAAAACACAAAGUAUUGCAGUUGUUUCUGUUCUUUUGUGCUAAAUCCCAAAUUUGAUCUCAAAUUAAAUUAACGUUUCAUUUGGUCAUAAAUAAACAUGCAUGUGUUUAAGUUCCCUGUAAUUAAGUAUGAAGAAAGUAUUGUGUUAGCUCUCUUUAUGUCAUCUGAAUAUCUUACAAUUAGAGAAGUUCUCUUCACGUACUUAGUAAACCAAAGAGUGUAAUAUAUACAAAAACACAUGGUCUUUUAUGUUUACAACUAAUUAACCUACUGUAUUUUCACCAUUCAAAGUAAAAAUUAAACGCACUGUUAUUUUACCAUAUCUAUUUUGAGCAUGGGUUUUGCAGCUGCCACUGGAUGAAGCAUGUUUGCUUUGUUUGAACAAACAUAAUAAAGAGCGUGGUAUGAA